UAGAAUAAAGAAAGAGGAUUCCCCAGCUAUAAAUUCUGCACUUUAGAGAACAAAACCUCUGAACUUCAAAGGGCCACAAAUCAAGCCUAAUCAAAGGGUGAAAAAAAAUAAUAAUAAUAAUAGUAAUCAGCAGCCAUGAGUUCGUACGUAGCAAAUUCAUUCUAUAAGCAAAGUCAAAAUGUUCCUGCCUAUUCCAUGCAAAGUUAUGGGAAUUAUGGAUCUGUAUCCGAGGUCCCUUCAUCCAGGUAUUGCUACAGUGGGUUGGAUCUGAGCAUUACAUUCCCAUCUCCUGGUUCUUCAAACUCUCUAAACGGUCUGGACAUGCCUUCAAACCCCACCACUAACUCUGAUCGGCCUUCAUGUACUGUCAUGGGCUCUUCAGGGCACUCUCUGGGCAGAGGAGAACAGGGUGCCCUCAGCCCUGGGAUUUACAAUCAGAAACCCGGGAGCACCUCGUUGGAGGACAGAUCUAAAGGGAUUGAGAACAUCAAAGCAGAGCCGGUACAAACAACUCCACAAGGACAGCAACAGCCUCAGCAGGCACAGCAACAUCAACAGCCACCCCAAAUAUACCCCUGGAUGACCAAACUGCACAUGAGCCAUGAAACUGAUGGCAAGCGUUCCCGGACAAGCUACACUCGCUACCAGACUCUGGAACUAGAGAAAGAAUUCCAUUUUAACAGAUACCUGACACGCCGUAGGCGCAUUGAAAUAGCCAACAACCUAUGUUUAAACGAGAGGCAAAUAAAGAUCUGGUUCCAGAACCGAAGGAUGAAGUGGAAGAAAGAUUCGAAAGUCAAAAGCAAAGACUCCAUUUAAGAGGAGACCUCGAAGCAGCGAUAAUCUUAGUUUUACUACAUCUACUUUCAAAAACUUUUUUUUCUCCUUUUUGUGCGAGGGGUUGGUGGAAGGGAUCACGGGAAGGUAAAAUAACUACAGGGUGACUCUGAGAUGAUUAACAUCCAAGACCUUCUGUCUAACACAAGACACCCCUCUCCUGUAUUUUCAAAGUCAGAUAGUGUAUAGAUCUGUAUUUUGUCCAUUUAGUAUAUUAUUUUGACCAGUGUAAAAGUCGCAAGGUAGAAGAUGCAGAGGAAAAUGAAAUGUUUAGGCAGCUCUUUGCAUAGUUUACUUGUCCAGGCUGUAUUGUGCUAGACGUACAAUCUGUCCAGGGUCAAAUGAAGUUCUUCAGAAAAAAAAAAUGCUAAUUGGGAUACUGGGCUGAAAAGGGCAGGGAAAGUGUGGCUGUAUUAUAUUGUGCUUAUUAUAAUAGGGGUCAUAUCUCUGGUGACCGGUUAGAUAUGGAACUAUAAGAGAAUAAAACAAGGAAAAUGUUUCAAUCUGAAACUUUACCAUUUGUUAUAUAAAGUAUUGUACAUGCACACGGGAAUGUGUGUAAACUCACAAUUUUGUUGCCCAUGCACUUGUAUAUAGUCUCCAAGAAACAUACAUGUCACCCAUUACAAAGUGAAUUCGUUCUUUUAUCGUCAUUUUUAAUAGGUAACGUUUAUGUUACAUUUUACAUAGGGUCAGAAAUAUGCCCACCUACUCCAAUUAUACUUCGUCCAGACACUAUGGUAUAAUUUGUUAUACAGUGUUUGUGUGCAAGACUUAUUUUCUAUGGCAUGAUGGAGGGGGGAGGGGGGUUCAGCGGACUUGUUUUCAUGUGUAAUUUAUUGUAUUUUUAUUUUGUUAUUUUUUUAUUUUCGUAAUUAAGAAGUGUAUAAUACAACAGUUUGUACGUCAUUGUUUUAAUGUAAUCCUUUCUAGUCAGUUUUAUUCGAUAAUGUAACUCAUAUAUUUAUUGGUUGCAAUUUCAUAUGUGAUAAACCAUGAAUCCUAUAUUUUGUCAUAU
Messenger RNA from Pseudophryne corroboree (corroboree frog), 1855 nucleotides. It is a transcript of the gene HOXC5, whose product is annotated as homeobox C5. NCBI's taxonomy places the organism in Eukaryota, Metazoa, Chordata, Amphibia, Anura, Myobatrachidae. Gene Ontology annotation, molecular function: RNA polymerase II cis-regulatory region sequence-specific DNA binding; DNA-binding transcription factor activity, RNA polymerase II-specific. The coding region runs from base 136 to 819 and encodes 227 amino acids. Gene Ontology annotation, biological process: anterior/posterior pattern specification; regulation of transcription by RNA polymerase II. The record is from RefSeq and is a predicted model, not a curated record. The transcript is spliced from 2 exons. Gene Ontology annotation, cellular component: nucleus.